UGAAAACUCGGUUCAUUGCCACUGGUCAUAUCUCUCUUCCAUAGCAAGUGAGAGCGGGAAGGCGGAGAAUAUGAAGGGAAAGAAAACUAAAGAAAAAAGGGCAAUAUUUAUUUGUAAAUCCAAAAAAACACAAACAUUGAAACGGAAAUCAGACAUAAACGUCCAAAACCAAAUUCAAUAAAUUAGCUGUUCUGGGUAUUGAUUUUGUUGCCAAACAAAGACUCGGCUAUUUUAUUUUUUUUUUCUUCACUCAACCCCAGUUGUCUUUUUAUGUCUUUUUCUUCUUCUUCUUCUUCUUCUUCUCAUUCCUUCACAUAUCAGCCUCUCAUUCUCUUUCUCUUUCUCUUUCUUUUACUGUUUUUCUCCGUCAUAAGGACUUCUUGGCUGAGGACUUAUAAAUCAGGUUAUUAGCAUGAACGCACAGGGAUCAAGUGAACAUCAACAUGGGAAUUUAAGAGAUGCUCGGGAAAGAAGGCUGAUAACAGAUUUCGACCUUAAUUAUCCACCUCCUGUUGAGGACAGGGGUCCAAGUGGUCCUUCUGAAAUACAAACUCAAGAAGGUGGACACUCUCAAGGACAAGCUAUAACUGCUGCUGGGUUCGUAGAUGAUGAUGUCGUUAUAAUAUCUCCACAAAAAUUUGCAGAAGCAAGGAACAAUUUUCUGAGAAGUCGUGGAGGGAGAGACAGGCUUACUGAAGUUGAAGAAUUUCAUCCCAGCCUUACAGAAUUGACAAACUGGUUUAUUUCUAACCCCACUCGACAAGACCAACCAGAUUGGAUGUGGGAGGUUUGCUACGUUGGACUCUUUAACUCAAUCCCAGAUACUGCACCUAAUUUCCCCACUCGUCCAGAACUGACCCAGAUUAAUCCCCCUCCUGACACACCUACCUUCACCUGUACAGUCUGCAUGGAUCAGUUGGUUGAAGAGACAUCAACUAAGUGUGGUCAUGUUUUCUGCAAGAAGUGCAUUAACAAAGUGAUAGAUACUCAGCACAAAUGCCCUACCUGCCGCCGUAAACUUACAAAGCGGGAUACCAUCAGGAUCUACCUUCAGCACCUGCUAAAUAAUUAGCUCCAAGAUCACAAAUUUUUUGGUGGAGUUUCUGUGUUUUCAAUUGAUUUAGAUGCUUUCGUUUUCUUGUGCAUGAAACUGAAAAAAUAAAAAAAUAAAAAAAUAAAAAAAUUGACAUAUUAGGUAUUUUUCUCCAAAUUCUUGUUAACCCACCAUCUCUUAUUUGGUAGAAAACUUAGUUGAUACAGAUUUGAUCUAUUAUAGGAAACUAGAAUAGCUCUCCCUAUAGAUCAUUUACUUGGCUCAACAAAUGUACCUUCUGUCUUUUCUUUUGCUUCAUAAAGAAUUUUUUUUGAGGGCGCAUAUCCUUGAACAUGUGUUAAUCACCGAGAAAGUUGAAUGUUUUUCUUUGUUUGGUGAAUUCACCUGUAACCUUUUUCUUCAUUCGGACGCUAAAGUUGUUAAUUGAUGUUGUCAGGAAAGGAAUUGUAUUUUAUUUUU
Molecule: messenger RNA, 1513 nt
Organism: Ziziphus jujuba (common jujube)
Lineage: Eukaryota; Viridiplantae; Streptophyta; Magnoliopsida; Rosales; Rhamnaceae
Exons: 5
Coding region: 413-1072 (219 amino acids)
Source: RefSeq, a predicted model, not a curated record